CUGCUGCGGGAAUCAUCGUCGUUUGUGUGUGUGCAGCUUUUCUCGUGGAUCAUGGUGUCGCGAGGCGGGACGCGAGAGUUCUAUUUCAACACGGUUCUGUCGCUCGCGCGUUCUCUGGCAGCGCACCGCCCGGCGCCCGUCGAGAAGGUGCAGAAGUUAUUAUGCAUGUGUCCAUGCGACAGCCGCGGCGUCUUCACUCUGGAUGUCCGCCGCAGGGAUGCCGUCAUCGCACUGGCCGUGUUCCUGGUCGAGUCUGAUUUACAGCACAAAGACACUGUGGUAAGUUACCUGUUGAGUCUGCUCAAGGGAUUACCCAGAGUGCAGUGGGUGGAGGAGAAUGCUUGGAGGAAGUGUAAAGAGACUCUCCCCAUGGCGGAAAACUUCAGCUUCUGUCUGGUGACGCUCCUGUCUGACGUCGCUCAGAGAGACCCCGAGUCUCACUCACAGAUUCUGGAUGCUGUGAUGGAAGUGAUGCAGUCUCUGCUGGAGAUCUGCCAGACGCCCGAGAACCAUGAUAAAGUCUACCUGUGCAGGUAUGCUGUUCCGUGUCUUCUGGGCGUGGCCCGAGCGUUUGGUCGCUAUGGUAACGGCGGCGAGCCCCUCCUCUCUCGGCUGUUUCCGCGAGGAGCGCCGCAGCCGGCUCAGCGUGUGUCUGUGGAGACCGAGGGCGUUCGGAGGAGAUCCUUCAAUGACUUCCGCUCUAUUUUACCCAGUUCACUGCUCACGGCCUGUCAGGGAGACACGCUGAGACGCAAGAGCGGCAUCGCUAACCCUGACGCACAGGUGAGUCCGGACAGAGGUGGACCGUCGCCCUGCUCUCCCACAGCUCCAGGACCGCAGUAUUUUGAAGGUUCGUGUCUGGCGGAGGGCAGUGUGGUGAAUCCAGAUUAUUACUUCACGACGGUCAGCUCCAGUUUCUCCAUCUCUCCUCUCUUCACUGGAGCCAGCGGACAAGAAAUAAGCGUCCCUUUAGAGCUGCUGAGGCGUCUCUUACAGAUGGUGAAGCAUUUUGUCUCUGAUUCAUUCCUCAAGACUCUGGACGCUGUCGUGUCUGAGGUUACAGAGGCAAAUCCAGGCAUCGAUCUCUUUUACAAAACCUUCAGCGACCCGCUGUACGUCAGCAUGUUCAAGAUGCUGCGAGACACGCUCUAUUACAUGAAAGAUGUGCAGACGAGCUUCGUUAAAGAGGUGCAUGACUUCGUUCUGGAGCAGUUCAGCAGCAGCCAAUCAGAGAUCCAGAAGGUUCUCCGUGAGGAACGGUUGCCAGGGGAACCCAGUCCUCUCAAGCUCCGUUGUCAUGCCAACGCAGCCUGUGUGGACCUCAUGGUGUGGGCCGUCAAAGAUGAGCAAGGAGCUGAGAAUCUGUGCACUAAACUGUCAGAGAAACUUCAGUCCAAGACGUCCAGUAAGGUGAUCAUCGCUCACAUGCCGCUGCUCAUCUGCUGCUUACAGGUGAAGAGCGUCGGACAGUCGGUGUGUGUGUAUGCUGUUCCUUCUGCUGCCCUUUUCACAUCUUUUCUUUUAGGAGGCGGUGGGAUCAAAAUCAACGUGACCAAUGAACAUUCUCAGUCCACGCUCAACCUGCUGUCCAACAGAAAGGACCAGUCCAUGUACGAGCAGCUCCGAGACAUUUCCAUCGACAACAUCUGCAGAUGUCUGAAAGCUGGCCUCACUAUGGAUCCUGUAAUAGUGGAGGCGUUCUUAGCCAGCCUGUCAAACCGGCUCUACAUCUCCCAGGAAAAUGACAAGGAGGCUCAUCUCAUCCCGGAUCACACCAUCCGUGCGCUCGGACACAUCGCUGUGGCCAUGAGAGACUGUCCUAAAGUCAUGGAGCCCAUCCUGCAGAUCCUGCAGCAGAAGUUCUGCCAGCCGCCCUCGCAGCUAGACGUGCUGAUCAUAGACCAGCUGGGCUGCAUGGUCAUUACGGGGAACCAAUACAUCUAUCAGGAGGUCUGGAACCUGUUCCAGCAGAUCAGUGUGAAAGCCAGUAAUGUGGUGUAUUCAGCCACCAAAGACUACAGGGACCACGGAUACAGGCACUGCUCUCUAGCCGUGAUAAACGCCCUGGCUAAUAUCGCGGCUAACCUGCAGGGGGAGCAGCUGGUGGAUGAGCUGCUGGUCAAUCUGCUGGAGCUGUUCGUUCAGCUCGGCCUGGAGGGCAAGAGAGCCAGCGAACGCGCCAGUGAUAAAGGACCGGCCCUCAAAGCGUCCAGCAGUGCUGGUAAUCUAGGCGUCCUCAUACCUGUAAUCGCUGUGUUGACCCGCCGGUUGCCUCCCAUUAAAGAGGCCAAACCUCGCCUUCAGAAGCUCUUUAGAGAUUUCUGGCUCUAUUCUGUGGUCAUGGGUUUUGCUGUGGAAGGUUCUGGUCUGUGGCCUGAGGAAUGGUACGAGGGAGUGUGUGAAAUCGCCACAAAAUCUCCACUGCUCACGUUCCCCAGUGGAGAACCGCUGCGUUCAGAGCUCCAGUACAACUCGGCUCUGAAGAACGACACGGUUACUCCGGCGGAGUUAAGUGAACUGCGCAGCACCAUCAUUAAUUUGUUGGAUCCGUCACCUGAAGCCGCCGCCCUCAUCAAUAAACUCGACUUUGCCAUGUGCACUUACCUGCUGUCUGUGUACCGGCUGGAGUAUAUGAGGAUGCUGCACUCAAAUGAUGCCGACCGCUUCCAGGUGAUGUUCAGAUACUUUGAGGACAAAGCCAUCCAGAAAGACAAAUCAGGCAUGAUGCAGUGUGUGAUUUGUGUGGGUGAUAAAGUCUUCGAGGUUUUCCUGCAGAUGAUGGCUGAGAAACCCAAGACUAAAGAGCACGAGGAGGAGCUGGAGCGCCACGCUCAGUUCCUAUUGGUCAACUUUAACCACACCCACAAGAGGAUCCGCAGGGUCGCAGAUAAAUACCUCUCAGGACUCGCAGAAACGUUUCCUCAUCUUCUGUGGAGUGGAAGAGUUUUGAAGACCAUGUUGGACAUCCUGCAGACUCUGUCUCUGUCCCUGAGCGCCGACAUCCACAAGGACCAGCCGUACUACGACAUUCCCGACACUCCGUACAGAAUAACGGUCCCAGACACGCAUGAGGCGCGAGAGAGCAUCGUGAAGGACUUUGCCGCCCGCUGUGGAGAGAUCUUGAAGGAGGCCAUGAAAUGGGCCGCUUCGGUUACCAAAUCUCAUCUCCAGGAGUAUCUGAACAAGCAUCAGAACUGGCUGUCGGGUUUGUCUCAGCACACGGGUUUGGCGAUGGCUACCGAGAGCAUUCUCAGCUUCGCGGGAUACAACCGUCAGAGCACAACGCUGGGGGUUACCCAGCUGACGGAGCGGCCCACCUGUGUGAAGAAGGACUACUCCAACUUCAUGGCGUCGCUCAACCUGCGGAAUCGCUACACUGGAGAGGUUGCUGGGAUGCUUCAGUUUGCCAAAGCGACGCACAGUGAGUCAAACCUCAGCAAGCUGAUGGUUUCUCAGAUGAGUGACGCUCUGGUCGCCAAAGACUCGGACGCCUUCACACAGAACAUGUUCAAGAUGACCGCGCUGCUUAUCAGCACUAAAGACUGGGAUCUUCAGCUGCUGCAUCAUCUCUGCUGGUCUCCUCUGAAGAUGUUCACGGAGCAGGGAAUGGAGACGGCCAUAGCCUGCUGGGAGUGGCUGCUCGCUGCCCGCAAUGGGAUUGAAGUCCAGUUCAUGCGUGAGAUGGCGGCCGCCUGGCAGAUGACCGUCGAGCUGAAGAUGGGCUUGUUCUCAGAGACGGAGUCGGAGGCCGAUCCUUUAGCUGCUUCAGAAGAGAGUCAACCGCUGCCCCGUCCACCCAACGUCACGCCGCAUUCGCUCUGGAUUGAGUUUCUAGUGCAGAGAUUUGAAAUCGCUAAGUACUGCAGUGCGGAUCAGGUAGAGAUCUUCACCGGCGUCCUGCAGAGGGCGCUGUCUCUCAGCGUCGGCGGGCCCAAGAGCUGCCUGAACCGCCACGUAGCUGCUAUAGGACCCCGAUUCAGGCUGCUGACCCUCAGUCUCACUCUUCUUCACGCUGAUGUGGUCACUAACUCCACCAUCCGUAACGUCUUGAGAGAGAAGAUCUACUCGACUGCCUUUGAUUACUUCAGUGUGGCUCCACGGUUCCCCACGCAGCCGGAGAAACGCCUGCGUGAAGACAUCAGCAUCAUGAUCAAGUUCUACGCCUGUCUGCUGUCGGAUAAGAAAUAUCUCACGGCCACUCAGCUCGUGCCACCAGGUCUGUUAAAGAAGACGAACAGAGGAACUCAGCUGCAUAAAUACUUCAUGAAACGCAGAACGCUGCUGCUGGCCCUGCUGGCCAGUGAGGUGGAGCGUCUGACCACUUGGUACAAUCCUCUGGGCAGCCAGGAGCUGCAGAUCUCAGCCGAACAGUCUGUGGAGACCAGCAUCACCAACUGGAGGUCCAAAUACAUCAGCCUGACCGAGAAACAGUGGAAGGACAACGUUAAUCUAGCGUGGAGCAUCUCGCCGUACCUCGCACUACAGCUGCCGUUUUUAGUGACGUGGCACACGAUCGACGCUGAUUCUCCUGAGCUGAGUCAUAUCUUGUGUUGGGCUCCGGCCGAUCCUCCCACGGGACUCUCGUAUUUCUCCAGCAUGUAUCCGCCGCAUCCGCUGACCGCACAGUACGCCGUCAAAGUCCUGCGCUCCUUCCCUCCUGAUGCUAUUCUGUUUUACAUCCCACAAAUUGUUCAGGCCCUCCGUUAUGACAAGAUGGGGUACGUGAGAGAAUACAUCCUGUGGGCUGCACAGAAGUCUCAGCUUCUGGCGCAUCAGUUCAUCUGGAACAUGAAGACCAACAUCUACACAGAUGAGGAGGGACACCAGAAAGACCCUGACAUCGGCGAUCUUCUGGAGCAGCUGGUUGAAGAGAUCAUCGGUUCUCUCUCGGGUCCAGCUAAAGAUUUCUACCAGCGCGAGUUUGACUUCUUCAACAAGAUCACCAAUGUCUCAGCCAUUCUAAAGCCGAUUCCUAAAGGUGACGAGCGGAAGAGAGCGUGUCUGCGAGCCCUGUCUGAUAUCAAAGUCCAGCCAGGCUGUUAUCUGCCCAGUAACCCUGAAGCUAUAGUCCUGGACAUUGACUAUAAAUCAGGACUGCCGAUGCAGAGUGCUGCCAAAGCGCCGUAUCUGGCCAAAUUCAAGGUGAAACGCUGUGGAGUGAGUGAACUGGAGAAAGAGGGCUUGCUGUGUCGCUCCGACUCGUUGGAUGAAGCUCAGAGUGGAGAAGACACACAGAAGAUCUGCUGGCAGGCGGCUAUCUUUAAAGUCGGAGACGACUGCAGACAGGAUAUGUUGGCGUUGCAGAUCAUCGGUCUGUUUAAGAACAUUUUCCAGCUGGUGGGACUCGAUCUGUUCGUUUUUCCAUAUAGGGUGGUCGCUACAGCGCCAGGGUGUGGCGUCAUCGAGUGCAUCCCAGACUGUAAGUCCAGAGAUCAGCUGGGACGACAGACGGAUUUCGGGAUGUACGAUUAUUUCCGUAACCAGUACGGAGACGAAUCCACUCUGGCCUUCCAGAAGGCGAGGUAUAAUUUCAUCCGUAGCAUGGCCGCGUACAGUCUGCUGCUCUUCCUGCUGCAGAUCAAGGACAGACACAAUGGAAACAUCAUGCUGGACAGACAGGGCCACCUCAUCCACAUCGAUUUCGGCUUCAUGUUCGAGAGUUCUCCGGGUGGGAAUCUGGGCUGGGAGCCGGACAUCAAACUGACCGAUGAGAUGGUGAUGAUCAUGGGCGGGAAGAUGGAGGCCACGCCCUUCAAGUGGUUCAUGGAGAUGUGUGUGCGCGGAUACCUGGCCGUCAGGCCGUAUAUGGAUGCUGUGGUUGCCUUGGUAACACUGAUGCUGGAUACAGGAUUGCCCUGCUUCCGCGGUCAGACCAUCAAACUGCUCAAGCAGCGUUUUAACCCUGGAGUGAGUGAGAAGGAAGCAGCAGCUUUUAUCAUCAAAGUCAUUCAGAACUGCUUCCUGAGCAGCAGGAGCAAAACAUAUGACAUGAUCCAGUACUAUCAGAACCAGAUCCCCUACUGAAGGCCAGAGAGUGUGUGUGUGGGUGUGUGUGGUUCUCUUACUGUCUCUUAAUGCUAAAUUGCACUGCUGUCUUGGUCUGGUGUGUUUGUGCACUUUAUACACCUGAAAUGUGUUUGCAUGAAUUUCUUUGCACCGAUAUCAGCACUUAUGAAAUGUUUUCUGCACACGUCACACUGUCUGCUGCAUGCGGCUUUUAAAAUUACAAAAUCACUUUUGUGCCAUUUUAAUAUUUAUAUUUGAUGUGAUUUUGUUGUCUUAAUUUCCAGUUAAAUCAUGUGGUUAUUAAUCUACUGCAGAUGUGUUUAUGGACAUGAACGGCCUGGACUACAGACAAAUGUCAUAUUUUAGAGGUGACAAAUUUACACAUUAACGCACAAACUAACAAAAAUCAGUAUUUGAUUGUUUCUUAUCAUGUAAUAGAGGAGAGAUGUUUGAAGAGUUGAAGUGUUUGGUUUUUCUUGGCA
This is a messenger RNA of Sinocyclocheilus rhinocerous, 6488 nucleotides long. Its product is annotated as phosphatidylinositol 4-kinase alpha-like. The transcript has 52 exons. The record is from RefSeq and is a predicted model, not a curated record. Gene Ontology annotation, molecular function: 1-phosphatidylinositol 4-kinase activity. Gene Ontology annotation, biological process: phosphatidylinositol phosphate biosynthetic process; phosphatidylinositol-mediated signaling. Gene Ontology annotation, cellular component: plasma membrane; cytoplasm. Bases 52 to 6024 code for a protein of 1990 amino acids. NCBI's taxonomy places the organism in Eukaryota, Metazoa, Chordata, Actinopteri, Cypriniformes, Cyprinidae.